Coffea arabica (coffee) is the source of this 792-nucleotide messenger RNA. RefSeq lists its product as uncharacterized. Gene Ontology annotation, molecular function: DNA-binding transcription factor activity; DNA binding. NCBI's taxonomy places the organism in Eukaryota, Viridiplantae, Streptophyta, Magnoliopsida, Gentianales, Rubiaceae. The record is from RefSeq and is a predicted model, not a curated record.
AAAGUCAAAGCCCCCCAAAACAUCUUAUCCUUUUCACAUGUGGUAGUGGUCUAACCCUCAUUUGUAUUUAUGUUCAACAUUCCUGGAUGUCCAAGAAACCUGCAGAAUAUGGAGAUGUGUAAUAGAACGGGCGUCAGGAAGUAUAAGAAAUCGGCUUUUCCGCGUCUCCGGUGGACGCAGGAGCUUCAUGAGCACUUCAUUGAAGCUGUAGAACACCUUGGUGGAAAGCACAAAGCAACGCCAAAGGGAAUCGUGCAAAUGAUGGGUGUAAGCGGACUUCAGAUGUCUCAUGUCAAAAGUCAUCUGCAGAUGUAUAGAAAUAUGAAGAAGAGGGCCACUAUUAACCUAGUGGUACCUAUGAAGCUGCAUGAGGAGGAGACCCAAGAUGCUGUAGUUUGGUCCCUUACCAGGAAAGUUCGCAAAGACCAAGAAGGACCACCAAAAGAAAGGAAGGAACCCGAAAGCUCGAUCACUUGCAAAAGCAGAGGGGAAAACGAAACUAUUAAUCAAAGGGAUCCUUUACUCAAUUUCCAGGUCAUACAAGGUGAUACAAGUUGUUUCUAUGCGUCAAAAGAAAGUGAGAAUGGAAUUUUUGACUUUUUACAAUCCAUUGCUGAAUGCGGAAAAAAGGGGAACUUGUGGUCCUCUAGUAAUCGUCUAAUCUCGCAGUCCAGUGCCUCGAGCGACUCUUUGGACCUUCUUCAGCAGUCUAGCAAGGACAGUCAUGUUAACUUGGACUUGACUAUCUCGUCAUGAUUCACAGAGUAGUAUGUCAAAGGAGUAGUUUGAUCA